GUUAAACUAGUGGACAUCUGACAGCGGCUCGAUGGAUAUGAGCGCUGCGUUUAAAUUUAAUCUCAGUAUUUAGGACAUAUUGCUUCACAAUGGCAAUCGUGUUACAUCUGGCCCUAUCGCUAUUAGCGGCAGUUACCGAAUGUAGCUGUGUACAACUAGACUCAAGUGAUUACAGGCUGAACGAUAUUCUCGAUGGCUGUGAGUGGAUUACCAAAAGAAAUGUGGUCUACGACAUGUUGUUGAACCGUUAUCGCAGUUACGCAAUACACAACUUUUUCCAGCUGGACGAUAUUUGUGCAGUAUAUGAAUGGAAUAAAAAUCUGAAAAACGCGGGAACUAGUGAACAAAAUGGAUCGGAUGAGAGCAAAGAAAAAUUGACCGAGGGUGAUCCACACAGUCAGGAGCAAACUGCAGAAAUCACUUCCCCGGAGGAUCACAUUGAUGAGAAGAUUAAUUCCUCCUGUGGUAGAAGUGCAAAAGAAACUUACCUUUGCUUAUCAAACAUUUUGGAAGAUCCGGUGUUGGAUGCGAUGAUUCUAGACAACCUAGAACUAAUAUGUGACCCUAGACAUUCAUCCCACAGUCACAUAAAAAAGCGAAACUCCAAGUACGUCUCGAAGCAAAAAUUCCACUCAUGGGGCGGUAAACGACAAGUAAGCAAUGUUGUCGUUCCCUGGAACGGGAAGCAGCCCGAGAGCCCCCCAUUCUUCUCAUGGGCUGGUAAACGGCAAGAUGGUACAGUCUUUUUCCCGUGGGGCGGCAAACGUAGUAUUAGCAACGGACGAAUCCAACGACAGCCGAAAGUCGUCAUUCGAAAUCCUUUCCAUGCUUGGGGUGGAAAGCGUAACCAGCAUACCGAGACACGUUUGUAAACCAUAUGUACUAUGGUACUUUGUUUCUUCUGUCGGUGGUGCAGUGACAGUGAAUCCCGUGAGAGUUAGAGCGAAUCAUUAAAUUAUUCUGUAUUUUCUUGCAAUAAAUAUAUGAUAAGUUGCCAGUGCAUGUGCCAGUUUCAUCCAUAAAAUUAUGAAUAAACAAU
Molecule: messenger RNA, 1039 nt
Organism: Wyeomyia smithii (pitcher-plant mosquito)
Lineage: Eukaryota; Metazoa; Arthropoda; Insecta; Diptera; Culicidae
Product: leucokinins-like
Exons: 2
Coding region: 90-872 (260 amino acids)
Source: RefSeq, a predicted model, not a curated record